CGACAAUCGUCUGACGGAGGCAGUAAGCACCUUUGCUGGGAUAGGAUGUGCCGUGUAAUGCAAAGACAUAAAUAUAUUAUUGCUUUUAUACUGAUCGGCGAAAUUGUUUACAAGGCUGAUGAUCUGGAGUGAAAUAGUGACAUUGUCUUACCAAAAACAUACCAAUCAUGGAUAUGAUGUUAGAAGCAUACCUCACUCAUGAUGCGUCACAUUUGGAUCCAGAUGACAUACCACAGACAAAAGAAAGUGUGUGGAUUCUAGGAAAAGAGUACAAACCACCUCAUGACCUAAGAGUCAUAAGAAAGGAUAUACAAACAAGACUGUGGUUCACAUAUAGGAGAAGUUUCAUUCCAAUUGGAGACACUGGACUGACAACAGAUAAAGGAUGGGGCUGCAUGUUGCGAUGUGGCCAGAUGGUUCUAGCUCAGGCAUUAGUUAUGUUACACUUAGGAAGAGACUGGCGCUGGUCAGUAGACACAAAAAACAGCACAUACCUAAAAAUUCUUCACAUGUUUGAAGAUCGUCGUGCAGCUCCCUUCUCCAUACAUCAGAUUGCAUUAAUGGGUGCGUCAGAAGGGAAAGAAGUCGGACAGUGGUUUGGUCCUAACACUGUUGCACAAGUUUUAAAGAAACUUGCUGUGUAUGAUGAAUGGAGCUCACUUGUUAUCCACAUUGCCCUGGACAACACUGUAGUCAUUAAUGAUAUCAGACGAUUAUGCUGCAAUAAAGAUCCAAGUGAAGAAUUCAUCAAUGUACGACCCCGCAGUGGUAAAGGUGCUGGUUCAUGCAGGUCAUCAUAUGUGUGGAAACCUCUGCUGCUUGUUAUCCCACUUAGACUGGGCUUAAGUGAAAUAAACCCAGUAUAUGUUGAAAGCCUUAAACUCUGUUUUACCUUCAGCCAGACGUUGGGUGUCAUUGGUGGGAAACCAAAUCAUGCAUUGUACUUCAUAGGCUUUGUUGGUGAUGAAGUAAUUUACCUGGAUCCUCAUACAACACAGAUGGCAGGUCUUGUAGAAGACAAGGAACAAGAACACGAAAAAGAAAUGGAUGCAUCGUAUCACUGUCAGUAUGCAAGCAGAAGCCAUAUCUUGCAUAUGGAUCCAUCUGUAGCAGCUUGCUUCUUAUGUGCCACUGAAGAAGAGUUUGAAUCACUUUGCAAACAAAUCAAAAAGAAACUUAUACAAAAUGAAAAGCAACCCUUAUUUGAACUGUGUGAUGAGAGACCAAAUCAUUGGUCCCCACUUGAUGACUCAGCAGAAGAAGCACUGGGAGCUAUGGCCUGUUAUGCAUACGAUGAUUGUGGAAGGCAGUUUGAUGACUCUGAUAAUGAAUUUGAGUUACUGGGGUAAACGGGACUGUUACCUGCACAAUUAAAUACGUUUUAUACACUUAAAAUUCUAGUGCUUAUGUACUCUCCAGACUAUUAAUGUGUCGUUGUUUUGAACAUGCAGAGUACAAGAAGCCAAGGUUAUACAUCACAGGUACCUUAAGCAGCUGACUGCAUUGUCAAUUGUUGUAUCUAAAUUAUUUUUGACAUUUUCAAACUGUUGCUUAUUUUAUGUGUUAUGGUCUGCUUGUGAGAUAUUUGUUGCCUUUUUUACAUGUAUAUAAGAUGUUUGUUAUACAGUAAUGUUGUUUUAUAUACUCUUAUGAAAUCAGUUAGAUUUCAUGGAUGUAGUGUGUAGUUUUUAUGAGGAGGAGGAGGAGGAGGAGAAGAAGGAGUUGCUGCAGUUUUUAUAGCCUCAUUCUGUACUAAAACUGAAUGCAGUUUUUUACACAAAUGGUUCAGUUUUUCAGAUAGCUGUCAGAAUUUGAGAGAGAAAUAAGUUGUAUUACUAAGGGAAAGAUAGUUGUUAUGGUAACAUAGCAAUCUGUUUUUGUUUCAAGCUGGAAUUUCACUGUGAAACGUAUGUAUUAGUGGUGGUUACCCUCAUUAUCACCCAGUUUCACAAAUAAAUCAUCACUGAAUCAGUCAGAAAUAGUAGUAGCUGCAGAUUGCAGGUCUUUUAAAUAAUUGUGGUGUAAAUAUGAUAUAUGUUUCAAAGUUCCUCUAGUCAUUUUUGUUUUCUCUUAUUUUGCUUUCUUGAAUAUGAGCAUUAGAGUUUAAAGUUAAAAUUCUACUACACAGAUGUGAGAGAUUUUGUGUACUUGCAAGUAUCAUUUGGAUAUAUGUGGCCAAAAUCAUUAAAUGUCUAUACAUUAUGACUUCCCCAAUCUUCCUCAAUAAACUUUUAUGAAAACAGAA
This is a messenger RNA of Schistocerca cancellata (South American locust), 2245 nucleotides long. It is a transcript of the gene Atg4a, whose product is annotated as cysteine protease ATG4B. NCBI's taxonomy places the organism in Eukaryota, Metazoa, Arthropoda, Insecta, Orthoptera, Acrididae. The coding region runs from base 168 to 1349 and encodes 393 amino acids. The transcript has 10 exons. Gene Ontology annotation, molecular function: protein-phosphatidylethanolamide deconjugating activity. The record is from RefSeq and is a predicted model, not a curated record.